AUGAACAAACCAGAUAGUACGUGGCGAGCAGAAAACAUGAACAAGUCAGAUAGUACCUGGCGAGCAGAACACAUGAACAAGCCAGAUAGUAAGUGGCGAACAGAACACAUGAACCAGCCAGAUAGUACGUGGAGAGCAGAACACAUGAACAAACCAGAUAGUACAUGGCGAGCAGAAACCAUGAACAAGUCAGAGAAACACAUGAACAAACCAGAUAGUACGUGGCAAGCAGAAAACAUUAAGAAGUCAGAUAGUACCUGGCGAGGAGAACACAUGAACAAGCCAGAUAGUACGUGGCUAGCAGAACACAUCUACAAGCCAGAUAGUACGUGGGGAGCAGAACACUUGGACAAGCCAGAUAGUAUGGGGUGA
Procambarus clarkii (red swamp crayfish) is the source of this 372-nucleotide messenger RNA. NCBI's taxonomy places the organism in Eukaryota, Metazoa, Arthropoda, Malacostraca, Decapoda, Cambaridae. The record is from RefSeq and is a predicted model, not a curated record.